This is a messenger RNA of Triticum turgidum subsp. durum (durum wheat), 1263 nucleotides long. The record is from the annotation of a GenBank genome assembly. Lineage: Eukaryota; Viridiplantae; Streptophyta; Magnoliopsida; Poales; Poaceae.
AUGGCCGCCACCCUCGCCGCCUCUCGCCUCCUCCUCCUGCUCAUCCGCGUCGCGGCCACCGUCUCCUUCGCGCUCGGGCUCGCCGGCCGCGCGCAGCUGCUGGACCCGCAGCAGCUGCUGGCGCUGCGCGCGCUCGGCCUCGGCGCGCACCGCGCCGGCGACCCCUGCGACGCGGACGGCGCCGUGGCCGCGUCCUGCGACGCGGGGGCGCCGUUCCGGCGCGUGACGUCGCUCGUCCUCACCAACUGCUCCGACACCACUUCCGUCUCGGCCGCGGCGCUCGAGGCGCUCGCUUCGUCGCUCCGCGCGCUCGCCUUCUCGGACUGCCCCGCCGCGCCGCCACGGCUCCUCCCGCCGGAGCAGCUCGCCGCGGGUCUCCUGUCCUUCUCCUGCACCGCGUCUCUCGGCGGCCUCUCCGCCGUUUGGCUCUCCCGCCUCGCCAACCUCACCGAGCUCACCGUCGCGAACACCCCUCUCGCCACCGGCUCCCCGUCCGAGCUGGCCGUGGUCAUCUCCCACAUGGACCACCUGAACCGUCUCGCCAUUUCCAAUGCCAACCUAUCCGGCUUCCUCCCGCACCACUGGCACUGCCCCAACCUGACGCACCUCGACCUCUCCGGCAACCGCAUCGCCGGCGCCAUUCCCGACACCAUCACCCACCUUGGCAGCAUCACCCACCUGAACCUCAGUUCCAACGUUCUCAAAGGGCAGAUCCCCACACACAUCGGUGACCUCAUUUGGCUCACCACCGUGGACCUGUCCAACAACUCCCUCUCCGGCGGCAUCCCGGAGACCGUCUCCACGCUGCCCGAGCUGGAGGUGCUCAACCUGGGCUCCAACCGGCUCAACGGGAGCAUACCGCCGUUCUUGUCCGAGAUGAGGGGCCUCAAGGAGCUCAACCUGGAGAACAACGACUUCGACGGCGUGGUGCCGUUCAGCGCCAGGUUCUUGUCGCGGCUGCGGGUGUUCAGGGCGGCCGGCAAUGGCAAGCUGUGCUACAACAGGUCGGUGCUCUCCGCCGAGGUCGCCGUGGGGGUGGCGCCGUGCGACAAGUACGGGUUCCCGGUCACGGCUCCCCCGGCGACGGCGCAGUCGGAGAAGAGCGCGGCGGACUACGACGACGGCGGCAGUGAUGGCGACGCGGACGGCGACGCCGACGCUCGUGGCGGCCCUAGCGCGGUGGUUCUCGGGCUCGCCAUUGGCCUGUCCUGCUUGGCGUUCGUGGUCAUCUUGGUCGUCUGCCUCUGCAAGGUGUGCAGAUGA